This is a messenger RNA of Acaulospora colombiana, 297 nucleotides long. NCBI's taxonomy places the organism in Eukaryota, Fungi, Glomeromycota, Glomeromycetes, Diversisporales, Acaulosporaceae. The record is from the annotation of a GenBank genome assembly.
AUGACGGAACAUGUGAAACAUGGUCUAAAUCAGAGUUAUCCCGAUGUUCCAGAAGAGGCUCGAGUAUAUUUAAAACCAGGAGUAAAUGAAGAAGGAUACUGGACAGCCACACACCUUAUCAAGCAAGUCGAAUAUAAAGCCAUUUCUAUAUUUGAGGCUUUAUUCUCAAAUUGCAUUGCAGUAUUUGCAUUUAAUAAUAGUUCAAAUAAUUCCACAUUUGCAGCUGAUGCAUUAGUUGCAAAGAGAAUGAAUAUUAGACCUGGUAGAAAUGUACCAAAAAUGUGGGAUACUUUUUGA